GGUUUCUCUGUGCUUAAACACGAUGGACUUGACGCAGCUGGAUGAAGCUGUAGGACGAGCAGGAUAACGGGAACCGAGCGGAGAACUGAAGAGAACCGCGUCAGUGUGACAGAACCUCGGCCUCUAUUGUGUAACUCUGGCGCGCAGCUUCCGUGAUGUUCCGUUGGUAACGGGUGGAGGUGCACCUGAGCGCGCGGCGAGUGGCCACUAGUGUCCGCCCAGAUCCGCUCGGAGGACGGAGGAGCAGCGGGAGGAGACUGAGGGCGCAGCAUCACCGACAGCUCAUCAGCAAAACACGCAGCGGCCAUUGGAGAGGAGCCGAGCAGAGGAGCCCGCGGACCCGAGUGGAGGACCAGAGGGAUGCUGCAGCUGAGGUGGGCCCCGACCCACAGUCCCCUGACAUCACCACCCGCCGCGAGAACCAGAUCCAGUCCCGGAAACUGAGCAGACACCGGCUCCGGCUCGGGUAGAUGCACCGCGCUGAUCGGGUUUGUGUGUGAGGAGACGCGCCUGUCUGAGCAGAGAUGAUACACAUCCGGUUCUGAGGACGACCACGAUGAUGCUGCACACAGUUCGGCUCCGAUAGAACCCGACCUCGAGACUGGACCCCGAUCUGCUUCCUACCUCCUCCUUCGCCCCGAUUGGCUGACUCUACAUCUUCUUUGACUCCAUCCUUCCGCGCACCUGUGCACAGGCCCUUGAUCCAGGUCCGCCAUGGAGACCACCAAGCUCCCCCCCAGCCCCUCCUCCCCCACCACCAGCUUCUCGGUCCCGUCCGCGGAGAAGGUGGACGGUUUCCCGCGCAGGUCCAUGCGCAGAGCACGGCAGCGGAGGUCCCACAGCUCCUCGCAGUUCCGGUACCAGAGCUCCCAGGUGGAGCUGACCCCACUGCCCCUGCUCAAAGACGCCCCUGUGGCAGAACUUCAUGACCUCUUCUGCAAGAAGCUGCAGCAGUGCUGCGUGCUCUUCGACUUCCUGGACUGUGUCGCAGACCUGAAGGGGAAGGAGAUCAAACGUGCAGCUCUCAAUGAACUGGUGGAGAGUGUUGCCACCAGCAGAGGGGUCCUCAUUGAACCUCUCUACCCAGAGGCCAUCAAGAUGAUCUCAGUGAAUAUCUUCCGGACCCUUCCGCCCAGCGAAAAUCCAGAGUUUGACCCUGAAGAAGAUGAGCCAACGUUGGAGGCCUCUUGGCCGCACCUGCAGCUGGUUUACGAAUUCUUCCUGCGUUUCCUGGAGAGUCCGGACUUCCAGCCUUCGAUGGCUAAACGUUACGUUGACCAGAAAUUCGUCCUACAGCUGUUGGAACUGUUUGACAGUGAAGACCCCCGGGAGAGGGAGUACCUGAAGACCAUCCUUCACCGCGUUUAUGGGAAACUUCUGGGGCUGCGAGCCUACAUCCGCAAACAGAUCAACAACAUCUUCCUGCGAUUCAUUUAUGAAACCGAACAUUUCAACGGUGUCGCGGAGCUGCUGGAGAUCCUGGGAAGCAUCAUCAACGGCUUUGCGCUUCCGCUGAAAGCUGAACACAAGCAGUUCCUGGUUCGAGUCUUGAUCCCACUGCACACCGCCAAGUCCCUGUCAAUCUUCCACGCACAGCUGGCCUACUGUGUGGUGCAGUUCAUGGAGAAAGACGCCACAGUGACUGAAUAUAUCAUUAGAGGACUGCUCAAGUACUGGCCCAAAACCUGUACACAGAAGGAGGUGAUGUUCCUUGGCGAGAUCGAGGAGAUCCUGGACGUCAUUGAACCAUCCCAGUUCAUCCGAGUCCAGGAACCGCUCUUCAAGCAGAUCGCCGCCUGCAUCUCGAGUCCUCACUUCCAGGUGGCAGAGCGAGCGCUCUACUUCUGGAAUAACGAGUACAUCCUCAGCCUGAUAGAGGAGAACUGUCAGGUGAUCCUGCCACUGGUGUUUGCCACACUCUACAGAGUCUCCAAGGAGCACUGGAACCAGACGAUUGUCUCCCUGAUCUACAAUGUGUUGAAAACCUUCAUGGAGAUGAACAGCAAGUUGUUUGAUGAACUCACUGCCUCGUACAAAGUGGAGAAGCAAAAGGAGAUGAAGCGGGAGCGGGAGCGAGCUGAGCUGUGGCGAGGUCUAGAGGAGCACCAGGAGCGCUGGCUGCAGAUGCUGACAGAGGCCGCCCGCAACCAGCGGAACCUGCAGGAGCGAGGAGGAGACCCCCCGACGCCCUCGUCCCCCCAGACCGCCCACCUCAACCAGCCCGAACCCAAACCUAGCGGAGCCUCCGCCGCUGCGGGUCAGAGUGCUACCUAGAGGUCACCUGAGGGGGUCAUGAGGGGUUAGAGGGAUGCAAUAUCGAGAAACAAAGGUGGAACAACUUUAUUCUUAAAUUGCAGAGUUUGUGAGCUACACAUCUGUGAUUCAAGAAAAGAGUUUGGUGGAUCACUGAUGAUGGAUUGCUGAUCACAGGACCAAUAUCAUUUUCUAAUCCAAUGAUCUUCAAUUGCUUCCCCGAAUGGACGCGCGUCAGCUGUGACCUUUCAUUGGCUGAACCACAAACACGGCCCUGGAAGUCAGACUCCAGGAGCGCGUCUGAAUAAAUCGUCAGUGACACAACACGAGGUCACAUGACCACUUGAAUCAAAGCAGCGACGUCAGUCGACUCAAAGCGUCAUAUUGAUCCUGUGAUCACUGAUGCCUAUGGAACAUGUAGGCUAAGAAAGCAAGCAAUGACACACGCUCACACAUACACACACACACACACACACACACUCCCCGACACUAUAUUUCUGUAUAUAUAUAUGAGAAGACAGAGCUAAAGACAAAGAAUCCAGGUACAACUUCACACACCAACAAUGGAAUGCACUAAACUAUUGAGAUAAAACAACCAACUACACUCCCAUGCACACACACACACACACACACACACACAAAUGCGUAACUGUGGGGUUCCGCCUGAGGAGGAGCCUCAACUCCCUCAGCUACCGACGAUGAAGAUAUAAAAGUACAAUACAGAUCCUUCUUGUUACUCUACUACUACUCCUACUUAAAAUACUACUGAUGAUGAUGUUUUUAUAAAUAUAAAUAUUAUAAAUCUACAUACGAUGUAUCUCUGGAUGUUUCUGCCGUGUGCGGCGGCAGAACUACUUGUGUAGCAGCAACAUUAAAAGGGAGCUCCGUCUGUUUAAGGCCAUAACGCAGCAGAACUCCCCUUUAAAGAGCAGACAGGAGGGGCGGAGCACACCUGGGAGGCCGGGGCUUUUAUUUUGAAACUCAUGCCAGUCCAACAUGUGGCCACUGAUUUUAGCAGCCAUGUGGAGGUCAGGUCAGCUGCACUGUUUUGCUUUUGAGGAGCAAGGUAUUUUUGUUAACACUCAUGUCUUCUUCACUGCCUUUUUUGCACUUUUAUGUUUUUGCACUACACCAAAUAACUCUGCAGAUCCAAUUGGUCGCACUCCACUCACUCCACAUGGCGCCUUUAGAUGGAACAUGUUGAAUGUAAGGGAACUAAAAUUAAAUCAAAUAAAUUCGGGUGCAUCUUGUAUACAGCUCUUUCAAAUGAAACAUUAGCAACGGUAAUAAUUUGAUCAUUUAAUUCGACAAAUGCAGGAAGUUAAGGUGAACUGCAAUAAUAUGUUUUUAACCCCGAUAUAUGACACCAAAACAAUGAGUUUCAAAAUAAGAGAGAAACCCAGGACAGAUGGUUACCAUGACAAAACAAAGGUUAAUUUCUCCUUGGUGGAUCAUGAAGACGAGGACAAAGAUUUUAAAGGGAAAUUACUGUUAAAUUAUGUUAGCAAUAUUUUCAGUCCUUCAGGAUAACAUCUGUGCGUGUGUGUGUGUUCAGGGGUCAGCCGGGAAGUGUGCCCCCCACUUCCACCCCUUCUCACUCUUACGUUUACUCACAUUGUCUUAACAGUUAGUUACAUGUAAAUUUUCUGAUGAGUUUUGUAUUGAUUUGUUUUUGUAUAAAUUUGCUCAUUUUGUGACAAACUAUUUAUUUUCUAUUUGAACCGGAAGUUCUGACGAUGAAGGUUUAAGGUGUGUGUGUGUGUCUGUGUGUGUGUCUGUGUGUGUGUGUCAGCGUGCGAGUGGGUCUCCUCCUCUCCUUCCUGAGUGACAGGUGAACACUGAAUGUAAAUCCAGUUGAUUGUUUGUCGUUUGCUUCGUCACCAAACACGUGAAAUCUCCCCCGAGCAGUAGAUUUCUGCAGAGAGUGGACUGUUGACUGCACGGUUUGGGACCGCAGUGUUCUCACAUCACGUCCACCUGUGGGAGGAGGCAGUCAGGCGAGGGGUUUGGCGAUCAAGGUGGAUGACGUUUGACCUGUUUCAAGUUUGGCUUUCUAAUCUACUGCCCCCUAGUGGACGCCUCAAAAUGAUAUGUCAGCAGGAGCAUUUGUUUUGUGCAAAUGUUGAACAUCUUUAGUGGAGAAUUUUAUUGAACAGUCCUAUGUCAUAGACCCAAUUCUGACACCAUUUUUUAAAAUAAUUAAUUCUUCAUUUGUUAAUUGGACAACAAUUAACAAAUGACUUUAAUAAUGACUCCGACUUCAUUUCAUGAGGCUCAUAGUAGCUGUUCCACAUGAUGAGAAGUUGAGUGGUGCUGGCCUCCUGCAUGGCUCCAUAGUGAGGCUGGUUCAAAAGGCAGGAGCCCCGGGGGGAUCUCAGGACGUGCUGCAGAGAUCAUGUCUCUCAGUUGACCUUGGAACACCUCGGUCGUCAGACGAGUUGUUUCUGGGAAUACUGGGCCUCUUUACUCUUGCUGCUACCCCCUUGACCUGACCGCGCACACAUGGAGGAGCAUGGAUAGAUGAUGACUCUGUCACAACAUGUCAACACGACUUUGCUAGAUGAAAACGCAGAAACCAAAUUGACUUAGUCGCGACAAUUUUUAUUGAAAAGAAACAGGAAGUGGGAGAGGAGAAGGGAGAUAUGGCAAAGCAGCUCGGCCUCGCUUCUUCGUAGACACGUCGCAGAAGGGGCGGCGCCGAACUGUACACAGCAGAAUAUUUACAUGAAAUCAUUACGUAGCAAUUUCACCGAGGUUCUAGAUUUGCACUGUCUGCCAGAGUCUGUGUUUGUCGUGUGGACGAAUAAAACCGUAGAAUAAGAAGAGGACGUUUAUUUUGGGGACCAACACGGCGACGCGGCCUGAAUGUAGACGCCAUUCCUGCUGUAUGUAAUGUACCGAUGCGUAGACGCAGAAAAACUAUGUGAUGAAAAUGAAACUUCACUUUGAGGAAAACAUGACGACUUGUUAUUGUGUCU
Messenger RNA from Synchiropus splendidus (mandarinfish), 5231 nucleotides. It is a transcript of the gene ppp2r5b, whose product is annotated as protein phosphatase 2, regulatory subunit B', beta. The transcript has 13 exons. The record is from RefSeq and is a predicted model, not a curated record. Gene Ontology annotation, molecular function: protein phosphatase activator activity. Lineage: Eukaryota; Metazoa; Chordata; Actinopteri; Syngnathiformes; Callionymidae. Gene Ontology annotation, cellular component: cytosol; nucleus; protein phosphatase type 2A complex. Gene Ontology annotation, biological process: signal transduction; protein dephosphorylation. Bases 715 to 2274 code for a protein of 519 amino acids.